Molecule: messenger RNA, 2775 nt
Organism: Pistacia vera
Lineage: Eukaryota; Viridiplantae; Streptophyta; Magnoliopsida; Sapindales; Anacardiaceae
Product: alpha-N-acetylglucosaminidase-like
Exons: 18
Coding region: 200-2614 (804 amino acids)
Source: RefSeq, a predicted model, not a curated record
CAAACAUGGAAACUCUUUCUUAUUUCAGUUCUCGACACAAUUCAUUUCUCUCUCUCCAGCCGGCCUUUGAUUCGUUUACUUGUUUUAUACAUUCACAGAAUCUCUUCCUCUCAUCUUCUACAAUUCCGAUUACUUAUAUAAACAGAUUCUUCUAACUUCUUUAUUACAGACUUCUUGUUUCACUUAGUCACUCUCAUCAAUGGACUCUCCAUUUCCCUCCAUUUCGCUUCUUUUCAUCGCACUCUCAAUUAUUCUUACACUCGCUCAAUCAUCAACGAUUGGAGUCCAGUACAUCUCGCGCCUUCUUGAGAUUCAGGACCACGAGAGAGCUCCUCCGUCAGUCCAAGUAGCCGCGGCGUACGGUGCUCUUCAACGCCUCCUUCCUUCUCAUUCUUCUGCCUUCGAAUUUCGGAUUAUCUCUAAGGAACAAUGUGGUGGAGAGACCUGCUUUGUUAUUAGAAAUCAUCCUUCUAACUAUAUACGUCACGGUCCAGAGAUUUUAAUAAGUGGGGCAACUGGAGUUGAAGUUUUGGCUGGGCUGCACUGGUACUUGAAGCAUUGGUGUGGUUCACAUAUAUCUUGGGAAAAAACUGGUGGUGUUCAAGUAUCUUCAAUGCCCAAGUUAGGCUCUUUUCCCCGUGUUCAAGAUGCCGGAGUUUUGGUUCGGAGACCCACCCCUUGGAAUUACUACCAGAAUGCUGUUACAUCUAGCUAUUCUUUCGCUUGGUGGGACUGGAAAAGAUGGGAAAAGGAAAUUGACUGGAUGGCUCUCCAAGGCAUCAAUUUGCCAUUGGCAUUUACAGGGCAAGAGACUAUUUGGCAAAAAGUUUUCCAGAAGUUUAAUAUGAGCCGUUCAGAUUUGGUUGACUUCUUUGGUGGUCCUGCAUUUCUAGCAUGGUCACGUAUGGCAAAUUUGCAUGGAUGGGGUGGACCACUACCACAAAGUUGGUUGGAUCAACAAUUAAUCCUCCAGAAAAAAAUUCUUGCCAGAAUGCACGAAUUUGGAAUGACUCCAGUACAUCCAGCCUUUUCUGGAAAUGUCCCUGCAGCACUGAAAAAUGUAUUUCCAUUAGCGAAGAUAACACGCUUAGGGAAUUGGUUUUCUGUUAAGAGUGACCCUAGAUGGUGCUGCACUUAUCUUCUUGAUGCAACUGAUCCCUUGUUCAUUGAAAUUGGGAGAGCUUUUAUUGAGCAACAACUUAUAGAGUAUGGAAAGACUGGCCACAUAUACAACUGCGAUACAUUUGAUGAGAAUACUCCACCGCUUGAUGACCCAGAGUACAUCUCUUCAUUAGGUGCAGCAAUCUAUAACGGAAUGCAAAGUGGUGAUAGUGAUGCUGUUUGGUUAAUGCAGGGAUGGCUGUUCUCUUAUGACCCAUUCUGGAAGCCUCCACAAAUGAAGGCACUUCUACAUUCUGUUCCUGUGGGGAGGUUGGUUGUCCUUGAUUUGUUUGCAGAAGUGAAACCCAUAUGGAUUACUUCAGAGCAGUUUUAUGGAGUCCCAUACAUCUGGUGUAUGCUUCACAACUUUGCAGGAAACAUUGAGAUGUAUGGACUUCUGGACUCAAUAGCUUCUGGACCAGUUGAAGCUCGUAUUAGUGAAAAUUCAACAAUGGUUGGCAUUGGGAUGUCAAUGGAAGGUAUAGAGCAGAAUCCUAUUGUUUAUGAUCUCAUGUCUGAAAUGGCAUUUCAACACAACAAACUUGAUGUAAAGGUAUGGAUUGAUCAAUAUCCAGCAAGACGUUAUGGUAGAUCAUUUCCCUUAAUACAGGAUGCCUGGAAUGUAUUAUACCGCACGCUCUACAACUGCACUGAUGGUGCCUAUGACAAAAACAGGGAUGUAAUUGUAGCAUUCCCGGAUGUUGAUCCAUUCUUCAUUUCUGUAGCUCACAAAAGAAUUCACCACUAUGGCAAACCGGUAAAGAGCCAAACAGAUUCAUAUGAUCAUCCUCAUCUAUGGUAUUCAACUUCUGAAGUAACUCAGGCAUUAGAACUUUUUAUAGCAAGUGGGGAUGAACUAUCAGAUAGUAACACUUACAGGUAUGACUUAGUCGAUCUGACUAGACAAGCUUUAGCGAAAUAUGCAAACGAGCUAUUCUUAGAGACCAUAGAAGCCUAUCAGUUAAAUGAUGCUCAUGAGGUCGGGCAGCUCAGUGAGCGGUUUUUAGAACUUGUGGAAGAUAUGGAUAAACUCUUGGCAUGCCAUGACGGAUUUCUUCUAGGACCUUGGUUAGAAAGUGCGAAGCGACUUGCCCAAGAUGAAGAUCAAGAAAAGAAGUUUGAAUGGAAUGCAAGAACUCAAAUAACCAUGUGGUUUGACAACUCAGAGGACGAAGCAAGUCUGCUUCGCGACUAUGGAAACAAAUACUGGAGUGGACUUGUACGAGAUUACUAUGGUCCCCGAGCAGCUAUAUAUUUCAAAUAUUUGAUAGAAUCUCUGGAGAAUGGGCAUGGAUUCCGUCUGACGGAAUGGAGGAGGGAAUGGAUAAAGCUCACAAAUGAUUGGCAGAGCAGCCGGAAUUUGUACCCGGUGGAAAGUUCUGGAGAUGCUCUAAAAACAUCACGGUUGCUCUACAACAAGUACUUUCAAAGUAGUAGCAUAUAUGAUCACUGAUUAAAGCCGGCAUGUAAGUCCAGAAAAAUUAAAACUUCUGGAAAGCAGAUUAUAUAAUAACAUCUAAUUGCAACCACUAAACCUGAUUGGCCUUGUGGUUAAGGAGAUUUGUUUCCUUCAUUGAUUUUCUAGAUAAAUAUCAUCUAUCAUAUUAUAACUUA